Molecule: messenger RNA, 310 nt
Organism: Trypanosoma grayi
Lineage: Eukaryota; Euglenozoa; Kinetoplastea; Trypanosomatida; Trypanosomatidae
Exons: 1
Source: RefSeq, a predicted model, not a curated record
AUGUCGUCCCUUUCGCUGGGUUCAUCUACGGCAUCUCGUUGUCUUGGGUCCAAACGUCAGGGCGAUCCUUCGCUCUCUGAAUUUUACGCAAUUGGGUAUGCAAGCGCCUUCCCUAUUGGGGAUGUUCCGCCGAAGCGCCGUCAGGACGCAAGGCAAAAAACCCAUCCCACGAAAUUACCCCACGCCUCCGAAUAUGCUGGACCAGGCGGCGGCGGCGCGGGAAAAGCGCAGCGAAACGCCAAUAUAAAUUCCUCUGGCUCCCUACUUUCGAAACAUUCCAUUGUGCCUUCGAAUGUGCGUAUUUUUUUUU